AUGGAGGAACAAUAUAAUCGUCAUCACGGAGCUCGACAGAAGGAGUUCAACGCUGGCGACCUGAAACCACCGCAAGCACAAGGACGGGUACUGAAGCGGUACGGAAACAGGCUUUACGGAUGUACUGAUCGACGGACAAAUUUGGAAACGUCACGCGAAUCAGCUACGUUCGAACGCUGGCAAGGACUUACGUUAUCCGGAUUCAACGCCAGAACUUGCAGAUCUUCCGCUCCUGCCCACUCACCUCAAAACCAAGUCGCCUGUCAGAAGAAUCAAGAACAGACACGCUAA
This is a messenger RNA of Ostertagia ostertagi, 291 nucleotides long. The record is from the annotation of a GenBank genome assembly. NCBI's taxonomy places the organism in Eukaryota, Metazoa, Nematoda, Chromadorea, Rhabditida, Trichostrongylidae.